Orycteropus afer afer is the source of this 300-nucleotide messenger RNA. NCBI's taxonomy places the organism in Eukaryota, Metazoa, Chordata, Mammalia, Tubulidentata, Orycteropodidae. The record is from RefSeq and is a predicted model, not a curated record.
AUGCUGCUCUGCCUCACUCUGAUUCUCCUGAUGGGACUAUCUGUGUGCACUAUGGCAGGGGACAGCGGAGAGGAGCUGACACUCGGCGCUGAAGUAGGGCCCUGGGAAGGUAUUGUGGCCAGCAUUCAGCUCCAGUUUCAGGAGGUGAAGAGGGGCAAAGCGAGUCAGUUCUUCGGGUUGAUGGGGAAGCGGAUGAGAGGGUAUGAGCAAGAACAAGCAGUCCAGGGUCUCCUGGGCAAGAAAGGACCAUCUACUGGAGAGCUCUCCCCGGACCCAGAGGAGGACCAAGGUCCAGAGUGA